GGGGUGUACACCAGCAAGGAACUAGCCACGCCCAUCUUGGCCAAACAUUGCCCCAGUAAUCCAGAGAGUAGAUAUAGAUGCGACUUCUUUCCACCUGUAUAAAGUUCAAAGCACUAAUAAAGCCAUCAAGACUGCUCCAAGCACAUCCGAGAAACCUAACAGCAUUUGCACUGAGGAGGAAACCUACUCCAAAUAGAGACCACCAUCACCCCUUGUAUUUACACCAUAAUAGUCUGUCUACAAGAAGUUGUGUUGCUAUGGCCGAGGAAGAGGUUGUCAAGGAGCCUGAAUGGAGGGAGUAUCUGGGACAAGAAGAAGCUGCUGAAUUUGAUAAUUCUUUAUUCUUUGAAUACGAGUUCUCUAUUGACCAGUUGAUGGAGUUGGCCGGACUAUGCGUGGCGCAGGCUGUGGCUCGUGUGUAUCCGCUAGUGGGUGGGGCCAGUGGACGUGUUCUGGUGGCGUGCGGCCCGGGGAACAAUGGAGGUGACGGACUAGCAGCAGCCAGACACCUCCUCAUGUUUGGGUACGAACCAAUCAUCUUCUACCCGAAGCGAACUUCUAAAGAGAUCUACCAACUUCUGGUCAACCAAUGCGAGAAGCUGAACAUAACUUUCAUGGAGGAUCUCCCAUCUCAGGCUGACAUUGACAGGGACUAUCACGUGAUAGUGGACGGCAUCUUUGGCUUCAACUUUAAAGGAGCAAUACGUCCACCGUUUGAGAGAGUCCUCAGCACUCUACGCAGUGUGCAGGUGCCCAUAGCCUCUGUGGAUAUACCCUCAGGUUGGGAUGUGGAAAAGGGCAAUGUCCGUGGGGAUGGUUUGAACCCUGACCUCUUGAUAUCUCUAUCUGCCCCAAAGUUGUGUGCCCAACACUUCAAGGGACGUCAUCAUUACCUCGGACUCAGAAUCAUACCCAAAGAACUGGCUGAUAAGUAUCGUAUCAAACUGCCGACGUACCCCAGUACCGAUCAGAUAGUCAAGCUGAAGUGACUCUCGUGACAAACUGCCUGUACAUGUGUGUGUGUGGACUUGUGUGUGGACUUGAGGCUCUCACGGUUGUUUUAAUUCCAUGAUUUCUUUCAAAAAUAGCCCCUCAUUUUAUUCUUAAGUGUACAUGAUCCGUUUUGUGCCAUUAUCAUUUGUCUUAAUACGCUUUCCAAUUAAAUCAUUAUUGUAAUUUA
Halichondria panicea is the source of this 1180-nucleotide messenger RNA. RefSeq names its product NAD(P)H-hydrate epimerase-like. Bases 78 to 989 code for a protein of 303 amino acids. Gene Ontology annotation, molecular function: NAD(P)HX epimerase activity. The transcript is spliced from 4 exons. The record is from RefSeq and is a predicted model, not a curated record. Gene Ontology annotation, cellular component: mitochondrion. NCBI's taxonomy places the organism in Eukaryota, Metazoa, Porifera, Demospongiae, Suberitida, Halichondriidae.